Eruca vesicaria subsp. sativa (arugula) is the source of this 5682-nucleotide messenger RNA. The record is from the annotation of a GenBank genome assembly. Lineage: Eukaryota; Viridiplantae; Streptophyta; Magnoliopsida; Brassicales; Brassicaceae.
CUCUGGGGUUCUCUUUCUCACUCUUACGUUUUCUCUAUCUUCACGGGUUUCUCUCACUCUCCGUUGAUAAACAUCAACCGUUUUGCAUUCUCACCAUCUUUAAACGCAUUCCUCUGUUUCUCGACUUCUCACAAUUAUCAGUCUCUAUCUAAGAAACAUAACAUUUUGAAGUCUUCCAAUGACAAGUUUGUCUGGAGUCAGAAGUCAUCGAAAAACCUCAAGACCUCUGUCUCCAGGAGAUAUGGAUUACAUAGAACCCAAAACAAAGAGCAAUCUUAUGGGAAAGCUUGUCUUACUAGCUUCACUUAUAAUCUUAACCUUUAUUGUGAUCAAUAAAGCUUCAAGUUUCACAUCCCCAAGCGUGUUUUCUCGGAGAGAGGAAGGAGUGACUCAUGUGUUAGUCACUGGUGGAGCUGGAUAUAUCGGUUCACAUGCGGCUUUAAGGCUCCUUAAAGAUAACUACCGCGUAACCAUUGUGGACAAUCUUUCUCGUGGGAACCUUGGUGCGGUUAAGGUUUUACAGCGAUUGUUCCCACAAACUGGAAGACUCCAAUUCAUUUAUGCUGAUUUAGGAGAUCCCGCAGCUGUAGAGAAAAUUUUUUCGGAGAACGCCUUUGACGCUGUUAUGCACUUUGCUGCCGUAGCUUAUGUUGGAGAAAGCACUCUUUAUCCUCUAAAAUAUUACCAUAACAUUACAUCAAACACAUUAGGAGUUCUUGAAGCUAUGACUAGACAUAAAGUAAAGAAACUGAUAUAUUCUAGCACUUGUGCUACUUAUGGAGAGCCUGAAAAAAUGCCUAUUACUGAAGAUACUCCGCAGGUUCCAAUUAAUCCUUACGGGAAAGCUAAAAAGAUGGCAGAGGAUAUGAUCUUGGAUUUCUCUAAGAACUCUGACAUGGCCGUUAUGAUCUUAAGAUACUUCAAUGUGAUUGGUUCUGAUCCUGGAGGUAGAUUAGGAGAAGCUCCAAGACCCGAGCUUCGUGAGCAAGGACGUAUAUCUGGUGCUUGUUUUGAUGCGGCUCGCGGUUUCAUUCCCGGACUGCAAGUAAGAAACAACAUGUGGUUUCAUUAUGCAUAAUAUUUUAUAAUCUAAUCUUUGCCAAUUUUUUUUUACAUAAUAUGGUUUUGAUAGGUGAAAGGAACAGACUACAAAACAUCGGACGGAACUUGCAUUAGAGACUAUAUAGAUGUUACUGACCUCGUGGAUGCUCACGUGAAGGCUCUUGAGAAAGCUCAGCCUCAUAAAGUCGGUAUCUACAAUGUCGGAACCGGAAAAGGUACUUCAACAUCAUCAUUUGCAAAAAUAUAUUUAUCUAAGUGCCUCCUUUCAUGUAAUUAUGGUAACAUUAUCAUUACCAUAAUAAUUACAGUGUGACACUACGUUAACCGUUUUUUGGUUUGGUCAAACAGGAAGAUCGGUUAAGGAAUUUGUGGAGGCGUGUAAGAAGGCGACAGGAGUUGAUAUCAAAGUAGAUUUCCUGCCCCGACGGCCAGGAGAUUACGCAGAGGUGUAUAGUGAUCCAACAAAGAUUUUGAGAGAUUUGAAUUGGACUGCUCGCUUCACUAAUCUUCAGGAUAGUCUUCAAGUUGCAUGGAGGUGGCAAAAGAUUCAUCCUCGUGGAUAUGCUUCUUAUUAAAAACAGAGGAAACAACAAUACCUUUAAAAUUUGUUUUUGUUUUAUAUUUUCAUUUCAUGAAUUUGCAUAUUGUUUUGUGGGCUUUAUAGCUUGUGGAGAAAAUGUAUUGUGAUUAGUUAUGUACUUACUAGUGGAACAUAGGCUUGGAACGCCUCCAAAGCUAUAUUUACUCUAUGAAGCAGAGUCAGGACGAAAAUGGAGACCUUCAUGGAUCCAUUUGAAUGUGGCAAUCACUUUUGGUACAGAGAAAAAAAGUACAAGGCAAAUCUCACAUUUGAACAAAAAUGGUUGACCACAGUAGCGUGACCAGAAGAGCAUCUAACCUUCGACCAAAAAUGGUCUACCAAGCUAGUGUGACUAGAAAAGGACACACACAUCACUUAGUUCAGAUUAGUGUGAGGAAUAGCUCAUGUACCCCAAUCAGUUUGUCUACACAUGUAGCCUUGGAAGAAGAGUCCAAUAGUAUGAGGGACCAAGAAGAAGACAGCCCACCUAGCAUUAAAGAAAAAUCAGCAGUCCAAUCUGUUUAUAGAGAAGGGAAGUCCAGCAAGCAUGAAGAGAAGCCAUGAGAAGAACAUGCCCAAUAUUUGAUUUAAUAAGGGGAAGCACCAAAGUACACAAGUGUGUGACAAGCAAGUGAAGAAAAAUCAACAACUGUAGGCUAAGUUUAUUAUACUUACUUCUGAAGAUGGAAAGCUGCUGGAAUAUUUCAGUGUGAUAUACGAGGUGGUACAUGUUUUCUACUCUUGAUUUUAGCUCAUGGUUUCAGUAUGCACCAGAUACAAGUUGACAUACACACAUAUAUAUACUGCUCCCUUGGCCUAUUUUCCCAGAUAUGAGACUUUUGUUGGGUUUGUCACGUAGACAAAAUUUGCAGUGUUACAUACACUGAAUUACCAACUUCCAUACAUCAAUUCUCAUUCAAUCUUAAUCUGUUUUUGAUGUAUGAAUAUACCAUAUUGUAGUCCUCAUUCCAAGCUUUACAAUCAGCUGGUGACAUGAUCGGAACGACCACUGGUUUGGCCGGAAAAGCCACUGGAAAAUCGGAAAAUCAACCUUUAUAUUAUUAACAAAACACAGUUCCAACAGUUUUCCACAUCAAUAGAAAUUGCAAACUCGAUAGACUCUAGUCACUAUACUUAUACUAAUCAUGACUAGACACAAACAUGUCGAGAGUAUUUGCGAAAAAGUUAUUGUGUUUUAGUUGAUGGUAUUUUAAAAUUUAAACCACUCAUAGUUAAUAUAUGCCGGGUUGACUUUACUAGAAAGUGAACAUGAUGUCUUGAUGUCUUGAACCACAUGGUGUUUUAUAUAGAUUGAGACAACAUACAUAAUACAUCUUCAUUUUCUCGUAAAACUUAGUUUUAUAUUAUUUUCAUUGUGACCUUGGACUAUUUAUGAUUUUCAUGAGUGAACUUAGACCAUAAAACUUAGUUUUAUAUUGUUUUCAUUGUGAUCCUGGACUAUUUAUUGUGAUCCUGGACUAUUUAUGAUUUUUAUGAGUGAACUUAGACCACCUCUCGUGGUGCUUCUUCUUUCAUUUUGAAGAAAACUGUGUUCAACGGUAUUUUAUUUCCUGCUUCAAAUGAAUCCAUGAACAAUGUUGUUUGCAACGUGAAGAUAUACCAUCCACAUCUUCAUCCUUUGAAGAUGAUCUUCGUUAAUUGCAAAGUAGUAUUUAAGUUCUUAUGUAUUCUUAUCUUUUGUCAAAAUAAAUUAUAUAGAUUAGUACUAUCUAACUGAUAUCAGAAUUUGACUAUUAUUUUCAAUCAAUUAGAUGUUUAUAUCAAAGAGCAUAUGAAUUUAAUUUUUAAUAAUUGUUAACUUGAUUAAAAUGAAACGAAGACAAAUAAGCUCAUUUCUUAUUUCUAAACACUUUGUUAAUCAUUUACAGAAAAAAAUAUAUGUGGUGUUGUUUUACAAAUUAUGAUGGUUUGUGUUGUUUAUUCAUGUUAUGUAAUAAAUAUAUUAUAUGAUAAUGUUGUUUUUAUUAAAUAAUAAUUGUGUUAGAUUAUUGUUAAAAUAAAAUAGUUUAGGUAAAAUUAGUAAUAGAAAAAAAAUAUGAAGUGUUACUCAUAAUUAAUAAUAAAUAAUAAAAUAGAAAUAUAAUAUACUUGGAAUAUUUCUUUUACAAGAAAGAAAUAAAGCAAACCAUUAGAAUAAUAUUCUACUAAUGAAGCAAACCAUUUUUAUUAUUUUGAAAAUGAAGCAAACGAUUGAAAAUACCUUUAGAAUAUAUUUUUACAUUCAUUCUCAUAGAAACAAUCUUAUUUUAGAUUCAUUAGGUGAUUGACCAUGGAGAAUAUUGAGUAAUACUCUACUUUAUAAGCUAUGGAACCAUUAAAAAUUAACGAUUAUCCUACUCACAUUUGUUAGCAUUUAUCAUCUUAGAAACUUGAAAGAAACUAUCUUGUUAUCCUACUCACAUAAGCUAUGGAACCAUUAAAAAUUAACGAUUAUCCUACUCACAUUUGUUAGCAUUUAUCAUCUUAGAAACUUGAAAGAAACUAUCUUGUUAUCCUACUCACAUUUGUUAGCAUUUAUCAUCUUAGAAGCUGGAAAGAAACUAUCCUGUUUCAAAGUACUCUUGAUAGAUUAUAUUUUCCCUUUAACUGGAAAGAAACUAUUCUGUUUCAAAGUACUCUUGAUAGAUUAUAUUUUCCCUUUAACGUACAUCUUGUGAUCUAUAGUUAUGAUAGGUAGGAUUACAAUUAAGCAUAUUAAGCAUCUUCUUUCAUUAUAAUUUUUAAACCCAUGUCUUUCAUUAUAAUUCUUAAACCCAUGUCUUUUGAUGAUUUUUAGCAACAUUAUCACCACGUGACAGAAUGAAUCUGCUAGAUUAUAAGAUAAUUUGUCAUAUAACGAGAUUUUUCAUUCUUCUUCUGAUGUAAUGAGAUUUAUCAUUGUAAAUUUUAUUCUGAAUCUAGACUAUUGCUGAUCGCUAGCACAUGUUUCUUCCACAUAAAAACAUCUUCCAAAAGUUUUAUAAACCAUUCAGCUUCUGCAGAUGUUUUGUCUAAGGCUAUAAAUACAGAUUUCUAUGAGUUUAAAUCGUACAACUUAGUUUUACAAGAUCCUUGCUUUAAUAUGGUUCUGUUAGAUAUUAUAUUAUCUUAUAGAGGCUUCACUGGCGGAAAUGGCAAUAUAGAACGGCCGAUGAUUAAUCAAUAUUAAGAACAAAGGUUGGCCACUUGAGUAUAGUCAAGUAAUAUUUGAUCAUAUCCCGAUUUGUCUGCCCUUGAAAAAAAAAGACAAUUUGUCGUUCGUAUAUAUACAAGAAAAGCAUGACAUGAAAUCCAAUAGAGAGAAAAAACGAUACCAGUUUCAAAAGUCAUCCCAAGUAUAUUUGUGGCACUGGUCAAACCUUACCUCCACUUCUGUUUCACCUCCUCUGUUUUCCCACCACAAGUUAUUCUAAAGGCCUUUCCUUGUUUCCUUACAUCAGAUGGAUAAAAAGUUGAUCUUCAUCUCUAUCUCCUUCAUGUCUUCCUUCUUUGUCCACAAUUGGUUAUACCUUGUCUUCAUGAGCUUCCGCGGAGAAGAUGUACAUAAAGGCUUUCUUAGUCACAUUCACAAUUGAGUUUCAAAAAAGGGAAUCAUACCUUUCAUUGAUAAUAAGAACAAUAGAGGUUAAUCAUUGGUCAUCAACUCUUACAAGCAAUUAGAGGAUCUAAGAUCGCAUAGUCUUAUUCUCAUAGACUCUAAGAGAAAGACUAUUAAGAUCUUCUAAUGGCAUGUAAGAGUUCAUUCUCUAUUGAUCUUAUUUUCAAGGAAAGUGUGAUUCCUUUUCUUUGAACUCUUUAUGAGUGUGAUUUAGAAAGCCUCCACGAACAUCUUCCAAGGGAAGCUCGUGAAGACAGGAUAGGGACAGUUGUGAAACAAAGAAGAAGGAAGUCAUGAAGAAGAAAAUACAGAAGAAGAUGAAUUUUUUUUUCUGUUCUUAUGGAAUCUGAAAUUUCUAUAAACCACCAAAAAAGUUGUAUCCAAAAGAGUGAAUAAGCUCUUUGUAGGAGCCAACAGUCUUAGGGAAACAAGAAGAACCCAG